UAAGAUUCGACUAUGAAUUCCGGCCACAGUAUAAUAAGAAUGGUUGUGUUCGGUGGAGAAUGAAGCGAUGAACUAUUGUAAAAUUCUUUAAUAUGAUUGGUUUAUACAUUUAGAUUCGAUAAGAACUAAGAGCAAGAACCAAUCAUAUUAAAGUAUUUUACAACAGUUCCAUUGGGCGCAUUCAGUAGACGGAGCGGAUCAGUGAGCACUCAGUAAUUCUCUAAUAUGAUUGGUUCUUGCCUUUAUUUUUUCGUUGGAUUUAAGGUCUGUUCGCGUCACAUGCCCCAACAUGCUCCUAUUCACCCCAACGCACUCCAAUACGUUGAUUCCGAUGACGCCAACCUAUUAGAAUGCGUUGGAGUGAGUAGGAGCAUGUCGGGGCAUGGCGACGCGAACAAACCAUUUGAAGCAAUCAUAGUAAAGAAUCACUGAUUCGCUUCGUUUUAUCAUUGGCUACAUUCAGCAGAAAAAGCAGCUUUGCAACUGUUGUAAAAUUCUUCAACACGAUUGGUUCUUACUCUUAGUUCCUGUUAGAUCUAAACGUAUAAACAAGUCGUGUCGAAGAAUUUUACAACAGUUGCAAAGCUGCUUUUUUGCUGAACGCAGCCAUUCUAUCAUUGUUGUUCGUUGAAUGUGAGGCAAUUUUUCAUUUUAGAUUAGAAUUUAUUUGACGCUCUAAGGGCGGGUUUAUCAAUGUUCAGCUAAGAGUGACUGCUAUGUAACUAAAAGUUAAGAAAUGGCUAAGAGUUAUUGUUCUAGUCAUCUAUCUAUGCGUUUAUCCACCCCACUGUUGACUAUUAGUUAAGUAACUGUCAGUUACAUUUGUUUUAAUGUUGGUUGGUAGCAUUGUUAGCGGUAAACAUAACCUAAAAGCGAUAUAUAAUCAUAGGCUUUGUGUCAGUAAAAUUGGCAUUUAGAAUACGUAUUACGAUGGAUCCAAAAAAAGAUAAAAGGAGUUCCAAUUUUACCGCUAGCGAUAAACAAUUAUUAUUAAGGUUGUGUAAUGAACACAAAAGUAUUAUUGAAUGUAAAAAAACUGAUGGUUGCACGUGGAGAAAAAAAGAUGAGAUGUGGAAAGAAAUAGAAAAUUUAUUUAACAGCUCUACAACAAGUAUACAUCGAACUGCGAAGCAAUUAAAAUUCAAAUACGAAGCGAUAAAAAGAGAUUUAAAGAAAGAACGAGUAAAAAACAAGGCUUAUGCAAGAGGCACUGGUGGAGGACAGUAUAUACCUCCACCCGUUACAAACACAGAAGAGGAGAACGAACUAUUACAAACAAUCGAAAUUAGUGUUGAAGGAUUGACAAAUACGUUUGAUUGUGAUGGUUUGUCCGGCAACAAUUCAUGGCAUAAUAGAAGACGACCAGUUUUGCAUAAAGCAAGUAAAUCUUCAGUUAGUGCUGCAUUUGAAUUGCUUGCUGAGAAAAAAAUACAGUUAGUUAAUUGGCAAAUAGAAGUGGAGAAAAUAAGAAGAGCCCACGUACGACAAAAAAAUCAACUGGAAAUAGAUAUCUUAAACUUACAAAAGGAUGAGAUGCAAUUGAAAGUAGAUUUAUUAAAAAAACAUUAAAUUCAUAAUAUCAAUUAUCUCCUUCUGUCUCUCUCUGUAUUUAUCUCUUUGUAAAAAAAACAUAUAAUUAUAUUUUUAAUACUUUUAUUUUCUUUUUAUAUUAUUGUUUAAUUAAAAAUAUUUAGUAAAAUUAUUAAUUACUUUACUUCAUUAUAUAAUGUUUUUUUAAAUCUUUGAUUGUCUUUUUUUGAUGUUCUUAAAUAUAAGUCUUCUUUAAUAGACCAUUGUUCUUAACAUUUGAGAGACAGGGCAUUCCAAUUCAUUUUUAUCAAUAUUUGACUUUUCUGAUAUCGAUAAUUAUCGGUUAUAAUCGAUACACUCAAUUAAAUAAAAUCAGUUUAAUUACAAUUGUUUCUCAGCCGUUUUGUGUUUUUAAUGUUGCUUUUAUAAAUAAAAGUUUAUUGUACUUUUUAUUUUCAAUAAUUUUUGUAAUGUUUUAAAUAUUUUUUAUAAAAUUUUAUAUUUUAUUACUUAGUAUAGUUUGUUGUACAAAUAUGUAUACUGUGGUUUUGGUGCAACAUAUUAUACAUAUGGAGUUUAUAAACAAUUAUUUUAUUUUAAAUACAUACCUAAAAACAUGUAAAA
This is a messenger RNA of Monomorium pharaonis (pharaoh ant), 2154 nucleotides long. RefSeq lists its product as uncharacterized. NCBI's taxonomy places the organism in Eukaryota, Metazoa, Arthropoda, Insecta, Hymenoptera, Formicidae. The coding region runs from base 931 to 1569 and encodes 212 amino acids. The transcript has 3 exons. The record is from RefSeq and is a predicted model, not a curated record.